CAAUCGUCAAGAUCGCUCCCGUGAUCGUCCAUUCUUUCGUUUGCCGCUAAAACUCAGGCCAGGCCAUUGAAUCCAUUGUCAGCAUCAAUUUCCCUUGAAGUUCAAUCCUCAAAGUCCCACCAUGGCUGUUCGAUCUCUUGUCGCGACUCUCCUUUUGGCCUCCGCGGCCUUGGGCAAGACUGACCUUGCCGGCUGCACUUACACCGACAUCGUCGUCAGGCCCACUGACCGACCUGCCUACGAUGCCUAUGCCAGCCGCAUCUGGUACGUUCCCGGCACUGGCGAGCUCUGCGACUUCCUGGACUGCGGUGGCGGCCGAGCUCCCCCCAAGACCGAUGUCCCCGGCUGCCCUCUGUACUCCGGCACCGCGACCUACUCGCCCAGCUACCUCAACCUCCAGACCAAGGCUGCGGCUGCUGGUGAGGGUCAGGCCACUGCCACCGGCUCAUCUGGCGCCACAACUACCGGCGAGUCCCAGGUGACGAGCAAGGCCACUACCGCCCCGGCCACGACCGCUCCGGCCACGACCUUGGAGACGACUGUGUCCAAGACGGCCUCUGAGACCGAGUCGGCUGCUCAGACCACCGCCGCCCCCGUCAAGUCGAGCGCCUCAAGCUCAUCCACAGUGACCGCUUCCCAGGGCCUGACCACCGGUGCCCCUGGCCGUAACGGCACCGUCACUGGCGCUCACCCAACCAGCACAUUUACCACCAACGGCGCCGCUCCCACUGCUGUUGCCAUUCUUGGAUCCUGCCUGAUUGCUGGUGUUGCGGCCUGUGUUGGAAUGCUGUAAGGAGAUGGCAUGUGUUGUCUGCUUGUGAAGGAAAUUCCAUCACGAGGGCCAAGUCAUGUAGAGAAGGAGAUGGAGAUGGAGGUAGAGAUGGAUGGGAUGGGAAUCAAUAUUCAAGGAAACCCUUCCGUGGGGACUGUUUGACAAU
Messenger RNA from Trichoderma virens Gv29-8, 938 nucleotides. RefSeq lists its product as uncharacterized. The record is from RefSeq and is a predicted model, not a curated record. Lineage: Eukaryota; Fungi; Ascomycota; Sordariomycetes; Hypocreales; Hypocreaceae. Bases 122 to 793 code for a protein of 223 amino acids. The transcript has a single exon.